Molecule: messenger RNA, 2673 nt
Organism: Prunus armeniaca (apricot)
Lineage: Eukaryota; Viridiplantae; Streptophyta; Magnoliopsida; Rosales; Rosaceae
Source: the annotation of a GenBank genome assembly
AUGGCUGUAGUGAGUUCUAUGCCUGCAAUUCAACCUGUAGAGCGGUUAAGGUAUCCUGUUAUUUCUCCAAACAUGGCUUAUGGUGGAGAGAUUGUGGAAGAGCCUGUGGCACGCAUGAUUGAAGAUAUGAUAUAUGUUGCGGUGGCAAAAGAUGUCAAAGACAGCAAAUCAACUCUGGUAUGGGCAGUCCAUAACUCAGGAGGGAAGAAAAUUUGCUUAGCUCAUGUUCACCAGCCUUCACAGAAGAUUCCCUGCAUGGGGGGGUGGUUCCCAGCUAGCUCACUGAAGGACGAGGAAGUCAGAGCAUACCGAGAAAUUGAGAGGCAAAACAUGAAUAAGAUCCUGGAGGAUUACCUUCGUAUAUGCCGUCAAAUGGGGGUUCGGGCUGAAAAACUACAUAUUGAAAUGGACUGUAUUGAGAAGGGAAUUGUGGAACUCAUCUCUCAGCAUGGAAUAAGGAAGCUUGUAAUGGGAGCAGCAGCAGACAAAUACCAUUCAAGGAAAAUGAUGGACCUCAAGUCGAAGAAAGCCAUAUACGUGCGCCAACAAGCACCUGUUUCCUGUCACAUACAAUUUAUUUGCAAGGGGCACCUUAUACACACCAGGGAAGGUAAUUCAGAUGGAGUUGAUACAGAUGUUCCAUUGCUGCAACCAAGUCCAAACACUGAUCCUGAACAAUCAACGCACCUCUUUAGAUCAAGAUCUGUUACACUCGGGCAGAAUAAUCGAGCAAAACUCACCAAUCCAGCUCAAGAUUUGUACCGCAGGGUAAGAUCGGCAAAUAUGGAGAAACGUGGAGGGAGCAUAAGUGAGGCUACUUCCUCAGAUGGUACUGAAGGGCUGUCAACUCCAAGUAGGUUCGAAGCAGGAGGGAGUCCUGAUGACUGGGAUAGGGUAUCAAGGAGGAGUGUUUCAGGAUAUUCAUCAUGCUCUUCUGCAUUGGGUGAUUUAGGUCUGGUUCAGUAUGAGAGAACUGAGGGAAGUGAAAAUGGGUCAACUGAGUCACUUGCACUUUCUCAUUUCAAAGAACUUAAUCAUUCAUCCCCUCCCAGUGUAUUGGAUGGAAAUAUAGAUGAUAGUCUGUAUGAUCAUCUUGAACAAGCAAUGGCAGAGGCUGAAAAUGCAAAGCGAGAGGCAUUUCAGGAGGGAAUCAGGCGUGGGAAAGCUGAAAAGGAUGCCAUUGACGCCAUACGGAGGGCUAAAGCAUCAGAGCUCUUAUAUAAUGAGGAGUUGAGACAAAGGAAAGAAAUUGAAGAAGCACUAGCGAGAGAGAGAGAAGAACUCGAAAAGAUGAAGAAGCAACGAGAUGAAGUCAUGGAAGAAUUAAGGGCUGCCCUAGAUCAGAAGUCACUACUUGAGAGCCAAAUUGUCGAGUCUGAUCAGAUGGCCGUGAGGUUGGAGCAGAAGAUAAUCUCAGCUGUGGAACUUUUACAAAAUUACAAAAAAGAACGGGAUGAGUUGCAUGUGGAGCGUGACAAUGCGCUUAGAGAAGCUGAGGAGCUGAGGAGAAAACAAGGAGAGGCCUCAAGCUCACACUUGCCUCAGUUCUUCACUGAGUUCUCAUUUACGGAGAUUGAGGAAGCAACUCGAAACUUUGAUCCAUCACUGAAGAUUGGAGAAGGGGGAUAUGGGAGCAUUUUUAAAGGCUCAUUACGUCACACCCAGGUGGCUAUAAAGUUGCUACACGCUCACAGCAUGCAAGGUCCUUCUGAGUUCCAGCAAGAGGUGGAUGUAUUGAGUAAGUUGAGGCACUCCAAUCUCGUCACACUCAUUGGUGCCUGUCCCGAAUCUUGGACUCUCAUUUAUGAGUAUCUUCCAAAUGGAAGCCUUGAAGAUCGACUCAGCUGCAAGGAAAAUACUCCUCCAUUGUCAUGGCAAACUCGAAUACGCAUUGCCACAGAGUUGUGCUCUGUCCUUAUCUUUCUCCAUGCCAGUAAACCUCAUGGCAUAGUACAUGGUGAUUUGAAACCUGCGAAUAUUCUCCUUGAUGAUAACUUUGUUAGCAAACUUAGUGACUUUGGAAUCAGUCGGCUAUUGUCUCGUGGGGAGGGUUCAAGCAACAAUACAACACUCUAUUGCAGAACUGACCCAAAGGGAACUUUUGCAUACAUAGAUCCUGAGUUCCUCUCAUCAGGAGAGCUUACACCAAAGUCAGAUGUUUAUUCAUUUGGGAUUGUACUACUACGACUGCUGACUGGGAGACCAGCUUUGGGGAUAAUGAAGGAAGUGCAAUAUGCAUUAGAUUUGGGAAAGUUGGAAACGCUAUUGGAUCCUUUGGCUGGAGACUGGCCAUUUGUUCAGGCUGAACAGUUAGCUCGCUUGGCAAUGAGGUGUUGUGAGAUGAGCCGGAAGUGCAGGGCAGACCUUGUAUCGGAUGUCUGGAGGGUACUUGAACCCAUGAGGGCUUCAUGUGGAUGCUCAUCGUCAUUCCGUCUGGGUACUGAAGAGCAUUUCCAACCUCCUUCCUAUUUUAUUUGUCCCAUUUUCCAGGAAGUCAUGCAAGAUCCGCAUGUUGCGGCAGAUGGAUUUACUUAUGAAGCAGAAGCUUUGAGAGGAUGGCUGGACAGUGGUCAUGAUACUUCACCCAUGACAAAUCUUAAGCUUGAACACAAGAAUCUUGUCCCCAACCAUGCUCUUCGUUCUGCAAUUCAGGAGUGGCUGCAAAAGCAUUGA